GUAAAGUACAGCGGUGAUGUUAUCCUCGAUCUGCAUGUCUGACAACUGGAUAAAUUCUGCGUGGUCUUUGCGUUAUCAAAGUGAAGGGGUUAUCAAAGGUGCAGGGAGUUUGUUUUGUCGCGCCAGCAUGGCCCACAACUCUGUGGAAAAAGUGCAUCUUGAGCUAGUCCGUGAAGAUCCGUUAUGGCGCGACCGAUCCGUCGAAAGUCGGUACCUAACUUUAAAGGUGCGUCGUAGAAAUGUAUUUGACAAAUCCUAACAGAAACGCUCACCACGAUGCGUGAAUUUUCAUUCAGGAAAAAAUGAAAGCACUGUAUGGGACAUUACCAAGAGUUAAGAAGAAAAAUGAUGGGUUAAUCUCGAUGUGUAGGAAGAUAAGAAGCAAAAUCAGGAUCGACGAAGAGUGGCUCUGGUGAAGAUGAAAUCUUCAAAUCCGAUUGGUCGUUCACUCGUUCUAUAUCGCCAUGGCUACAUUUUUAGACUCGAGUCUUCAAAACCAACCUCUGCAUUUUUCUUUCAAAAAUUCCCCUUAUGUAAUGGUUUUGUCCGUCUGUCCGUAUGUUCCUCGUCUAACUCGAGUAGGAAAAUAGACAGCGAUGUCAAACCUUCCCCAACAGAUUUCUACGAGUUUCCAAGAUCAGUGCUAUUGAGUAUAAGCCGAAUUAAAAGUCUGGUUUCCGAAUACGACCAGAGUGACAAAAAAUUCCCCUACAUUGAAAAUCGUAUGCGAUUCUUCGUAUAUUGUCUAUUAUAUUGAAAAAUUUGGUCUCGGGGUUCAUAAGGAAUAUAAUAAUACAUAGAGAUACAGUUUUCAAUCGGAAACCUGUCUGUAGUUAUCGGUUUUUUUGCACCACGAUAAUGCCGUGACUAAACCGUCAACUAAAAAUUAACAUUGAAGUUUCCUUCCUAUUCUCCUUCAUCCAUCCACGUAUCGACUCAUGUCGUCUUUGUUGCGUCAGUUGCCACGGCUACGUUUUGUCAAUAUACGACGCAAUUGCAAAUUGACGUGAUGUGUGCGUUUCGAAAUCUAGACCAAGAAAAUGAAGAAUUUAACAAUUUCAUGCACCGUGUCAACGAUGUCAACAACAUCGUGCAGAAAAUGAGCUCAAACGAUCCCGCUCUCCGCGAAAUCGGCUCGAAGGAAGCCGACCGUUAUCUGAACAACGAGAAGAGCAUCCUCUACGAGAAUAUUUGCGAGGAGACGGUCAAGCUAAGGGUAACCAAUGACCGAACAGUCAUCAACCAGAGGGCGCUAAGAGACGAGAAAUUGGAUGAGAACACCAUGUCACAAGAGACCUUUAUGAACGAAGUCUCACGCGACGCCGACAAAAGGUAUAAGGAUCGACUGAUUCGGCAGGAGAAGGCAGAUACAUUGAAAGUUAGAGCAACUAAAGCGUUCAGAAGAGGAGAGUUCGAGAAGGCAGUCACGUUAUACUCACAGGCAAUCGAACAAAUAAGGGAUAGCUGCAUGCUGUACACAAACAGAGCGCUGGCGUACAUAAACCUCAAUUUCUACGAAAAGGCAAUCGAUGAUGUCGAAAGGGCAUUAAUGUUAAACGAAGGUUCGCUACGUGCAGGUCUACUGUUGGCGAAAGCCCACUUUCUGAAAAACGAUAAAAAGAAAUUUUGGAUAGCGGUUGAACAGGUGAAGGAGAAGAACCCGAAACAGAUUUCUUUUAUAAACGAGUAUAUUGAAGAACUGGAGUCACAGAAAAACGUUGCUACCAAUUGAAGCAUUAAAAUAAAAUCGAUUUUUAUCAUAACGAUGAAUUGUAUAUUGUUCAAGAACACCCCUAAUUCUAAAUUAUUUCUAAUAAAUUCAUU
Molecule: messenger RNA, 1824 nt
Organism: Photinus pyralis (common eastern firefly)
Lineage: Eukaryota; Metazoa; Arthropoda; Insecta; Coleoptera; Lampyridae
Product: RNA polymerase II-associated protein 3-like
Exons: 4
Coding region: 1010-1732 (240 amino acids)
Molecular function (GO): protein binding
Source: RefSeq, a predicted model, not a curated record